Messenger RNA from Closterium sp. NIES-65, 2280 nucleotides. Lineage: Eukaryota; Viridiplantae; Streptophyta; Zygnematophyceae; Desmidiales; Closteriaceae. The record is from the annotation of a GenBank genome assembly.
AUGGCCGCUGUAGAGCAUAUCACUUCCGCCACUCACCUGCUGAACCUGGAGAAGCUGGGCUCCGCCACGAAAGCCUCGAUGGACAAAGCGAACCUGGCCAGCCUGAAGAAGGACUCCCGCAUUGACCGCGCUCUUAUUUCGUGCUCGCUCCUUCCGCAUCUGGAGAUCGCUGCACACAUAAGACCUGAGGGAUACAUCUCAGACCAUGGCUUCGGCAUCAAGGUCGCUUUCAAGAUCAAAGCAUCAACUCACCUGGGCCCUGGGAUCUGGAGGCUGCAUGCUGCAGCUAUCGGAAGGUCUGGGAUUCGCAAGGCAGUUGAAGCCGCCCUUGCCAAGGCGGCAUCGGGCGGUGACGGUGACUUUGAGCUGCUGCUGGGGAGAUUGAACGCGGGUCUGCGAUCAUACAUGAAGGAGGAGAACAAGCGAGUCAGGAAAACCACGACUCACCUUGCCGAGGUUGUGGCGCAGCUGCACCAGGAGCAGAUGCGGUACCCCAGUUGCCAGAGGACGAGGGAUCUGCUGACGGUUAAGGACACGCAGCUGCGGGAAUACCAUGCGUCUAGGAGAGACCGCCUUCAUAUGAUGACCGGCACGAGCACGGAGCUGGCUGGGGAGGUCCCCUCUCCGUUCCUCUCGGCAAGGAUCAAAGCCAGGAAGCAACGGACGCAAAUCUCAGAACUAAAAGUUGGCAGCUCAAAAAUCACAGGCUCCAAAGAGAUUUUGAAAGCAGCAACAGAGUAUUUCACAGACCUUUUUGGCGCGGAUGGGCGGACGUCGUCGGCGUGCUGGAAGCCUCUCCCAGGCAGGACGCUGAAUGCUGAGGUGGCUCAAACGCUGGAAGCGGACUGGUCGGAGGCAGAGGUGCAGCAGGCCUUCAAAGCGCUGGCGAAUGGGAAGUCCCCUGGGAAAGACGGGCUCCCGAAAGAGCUGUUUGAGAAGAACUGGGAUGUCCUCGGGGGCGAGUUCUUGAAAAUGGCGCAGAACUUCUCCGAAACAGCGUCGCUUCCUGCAAGCAUCAAAGAAGCUGUCACCAUACUGCUUCAUAAAAAGGGCGACAAAGAUAACCUGGACAACUAUCGCCCGAUCACCCUUUUGAACUUCACUUACAAGGUUCUGGCGCGGGUGGUGGCGAAUCGGAUGAAGCCGUUCUUGCACAGGGUUAUCUCGGCGGAGCAAUACGGCUUCAUCCCCGGAAGGAGAAUCUCAGACGCCAUUGGUGUGGUGGCGGAUGUCAUUGAAGCUGCAAAAAGAGGAAAUGAGGACUGGUACAUGUUGCUGGUGGAUUUCCGAAAAGCUUUUGACUCGGUGUCGCGAGACUUCCUCUUCUCGGUCCUUCGUGAGAUGGGGUUCCCGGACAGAUUUGUCGGUUGGGUGGAGGGCCUGCACAAGGACACGAAAACGCGGCUACUGAUUAACGGCUGGUUGGGUGAAGCGGUGACUGUCAAAUCGGGUGUGCGGCAAGGUUGUCCUCUUGCUCCAUACCUUUUUCUAUGCGCGGUGGAGCCUUUGGCUCACGAGGCAGUCCGACGAAAGCUGGGUCUCUGCAAUAAGGCCUAUCAGAGAUUAGUAUAUGUCGGAUACGCCGAUGACACGACCUUGUUUCUGGAGGGGAAGAGGCAAAUCGCCAGGGCGGAAAAACUCUUGGAGUACUUCGCCGGUUUAUCGGGGUUGAAGACGAAUAAGGACAAAUCGGUCGUCCUGCCGAUUGGCCAUAACCUGGGGAGACGGCCCGGCACGAUAGGCGGUUUCAAGUGGGCUAAAGCGGAGGAAGCGGAGCGAGUCGUGGGUGUCUGGGUCACCCCCUCUGGCAGCAGCGGCCCCACCUGGAAAAAAGCCUUCGAGAAAAUCAUAGUGGAGCUGAUUAAGUGGAAGGCCCUUUUCCUCACCAUUGCGGCGAGAGUGGUCAUAAUCAACGGCUACAUCACGCCAAGAAUUGCAUAUCAAGCGCAGGUGUACCCACCUCCCGAGGACGUGUGGAAGCCGUUGAUGAAGCUGAUUCACAACUUCCUCACAGGGAACAACGCAUCGCCGGAAAAAGGUUUCGUGCUUUGGAACUGGGGACUUCUCACCUCGCCCAAAGCUGACGGCGGAUUGGGGGUGUUGGACCCGGAGAUCCUACUUGCCUGCCUGGCGGCACGGAGAAUUGGGGGGCUGUUGCUGGAGGAGAACGGCAAAAAAAAGGAGAUUAUGCUUAAGGCCGCGAACCUCCCACUUGGAGAAGACACCUUCCUGGCACACGAAAGGUUGCUGAAGCACUGGCCAGGGGUUGACACGCGAUAG